Molecule: messenger RNA, 4690 nt
Organism: Ornithorhynchus anatinus (platypus)
Lineage: Eukaryota; Metazoa; Chordata; Mammalia; Monotremata; Ornithorhynchidae
Gene: GADL1
Product: glutamate decarboxylase like 1
Exons: 15
Coding region: 57-1604 (515 amino acids)
Biological process (GO): carboxylic acid metabolic process
Cellular component (GO): cytoplasm
Molecular function (GO): carboxy-lyase activity; pyridoxal phosphate binding
Source: RefSeq, a predicted model, not a curated record
CGAGGGACUCUGCCGGCGGCCGAGGCGGCCGGACCUCGGGACGCCGCGCCCGACACAUGGACGGUCACCGUCACGACGAUGCUGAGAAGCGAGAGGUUCUUCAGAACAAGAAAAAAGCCGUCCUAGUGGACGGUGUCGUUCUGAAUGGCCCUACAACCGACUCAAAAGCUGGGGAGAAAUUUGUGGAAGAGGCCUGUAGGCUGAUAAUGGAAGAGGUGAUCCGGAAGGCUCCCGAUGUCACGGAGAAGGUUUGUGAGUGGCAGCCUCCUGAGAAACUGAAAGAGCUUCUUGACCUGGAGAUGAGGGACACGGGAGAACCUCAUCAAAGACUCUUGAAACUUUGCCGGGACGUAAUACGAUACAGCGUCAAAACCAAUCACCCAAGAUUUUUCAAUCAGUUGUAUGCCGGAAUCGACUACUAUUCCUUGGUUGCCCGAUUCAUUACGGAAGCAUUAAACCCGAGUGUGUAUACGUAUGAAGUAUCCCCAGUGUUUCUCCUAGUUGAAGAAGCAGUUCUGAAGAAAAUGAUUGAAUUUAUUGGCUGGAAAGAAGGAGAUGGCAUUUUUAAUCCGGGUGGCUCUGUGUCCAAUAUGUACGCAGUCAAUUUAGCUAGAUACAAUUAUUGUCCCGAGAUUAAGGAAAAAGGGCUGUCAGGCUUGCCAAGACUUGUUCUUUUUACAUCUGAAGAGUGUCACUACUCCAUGAAGAAGGCUGCGUCUUUCCUGGGCAUUGGUACCGAGAAUGUUUAUUUCGUGGAGACAGAUGGAAGAGGUAAGAUGAUACCUGAGGAACUGGAGGAACAAGUCCAGCGGGCCAGGAAAGAGGGAGCAGCACCUUUUCUUGUCAGUGCUACUUCUGGCACAACCGUUCUGGGAGCAUUUGAUCCUCUGAAUGAAAUAGCAGAUAUCUGUGCAAAAUACGGACUUUGGCUGCAUGUGGAUGCAUCUUGGGGUGGCUCAGCUUUGAUGUCAAGGAAGCAUCGCAAGCUUCUGAAUGGCGUCCAAAGGGCUAACUCUGUAGCCUGGAAUCCUCAUAAAAUGCUCAUGGCCGGAAUCCAAUGCUGUGCUUUUCUGGUGAAAGACAAAUCUGACCUGCUUAAGAGAUGUUAUUCUGCAAAGGCAUCGUACCUUUUCCAAGAGGAUAAGUUUUAUGACGUCAGCUACGAUACAGGAGACAAGUCUAUCCAGUGUAGCAGACGGCCCGAUGCGUUCAAAUUCUGGAUGACCUGGAAAGCCCUGGGAACGGAAGGUCUCGAGGAAAGAGUUAACCGGGCUCUUGCUUUAGCUAGAUACCUGGUGGAGGAAAUUAAGAAAAGAGAAGGGUUCAGGCUGCUGUUAGAUCCAGAGUACACGAAUGUUUGCUUUUGGUACAUUCCACCAAGCUUGAGAAAUAUGGAGGAAGGCCCCGAUUUCUGGGAGAAACUUAAUCUGGUGGCUCCAGCCAUUAAAGAGAGAAUGAUGAGGAAGGGCAGCAUGAUGCUGGGCUACCAACCACACCGGGGCAAAGUCAACUUCUUCCGUCAGGUGGUCAUCAGCCCCCAGGUGAGCCGCGAGGAUAUGGACUUCCUGCUGGACGAGAUCGACCUCCUCGGCAGGGACAUGUAGCCGUGGCCGCAGGGCCCUCGCGGAGGGGGCUCCCGGAAGUGUGAUGUUUACAGAUCGAGAACGUCUGUAGCUGUUGCAUAUUUAAAAUGCUCAGGUGCCGCUGAUUAGAAUACCGCCCCACCGUACCGUGUGAAACGGAGAUGCUUAGGACGAACCCUGAGGGUGCCCCAAGGGGUCUCUGAAGCUGAGGGGAGGGAAGGGACGGUUUUGCUGGAAUGGAAAUUCUGUCCCCUAUUGCAGUCCUAGUAGAAGCGACCCCAGAGAGCCCCAUGUCCUUCCCCAGAAGGCAGUGCCGCCCUAAGGGUGUGGGCUAGUAGGGGUUGUGCGGCUCUUGAAGAGAAGAAGCCUUCGUCUAUACUGUGCACCUUCCUUAGUGAUGCAGAGGAAUGGCUGGAUACCCAGGGUGAAGUUCUCCCACCCAAAGUCUCCUCCUGCUACUGACCCCCCCAGAUUGGUCUCUGAGAAGGGGAGAUGUAGCCUGAAAGUUUAGAGGCUUUAGGCACUAGUGAAAGAUAUUUUUUUAAAAAGCGGUGAUAAAAGAUAUUUAUUUCAAAGAGGUGUCUGUCGAUGAGGCUGAUUGUGAUAAACGAUUAGAAUUAAAUACCGCACUGGGCCAUUCUGGCUUUCCUACAGAAGAAUGAGAAGGAGGAGGAGGGAAAAGCAACUCAGGUUAUUUAAUAUUGUGGGUUUUUUCAUUCAUUUCCAGGCAACCGCUCCCCCUUCCUCUCUCUGCAUGCCUGCAGUCCUGAUUUUGAACACCUCAUGUUCCCCGGCAAGCUGACCCUCUCCCCCCAACACAGACACAUACGCGCGCACGCACAACCCCCCCACCUCUCUGCCUCUCUGCAUGCCUGCAAUCCUCAUUUUGGGUCCUGCUCUAUGUUUUGGGAGAGGCUCUUUGGUCUUUGACCUCAAGGGAUAGAGAAACAUGAUUAGGUUGUUCUACUCCUGUCCUGAUCACAGAUUCUCCUUUUGAGGGCUCCAGGUAGAAAGAAGCGAGUGGGCCCCACAUAGGCUUUCCUAAUUAAAAUUCACCUAUAAGACAAGGCAUCCUAUUGGUUGUUCAGGAGUUCUAAAAUAAAGUCAGUAUUUGGCUUUCAUCCAGUAAAGAAGGUAUUUGAACAGAUUUUGCCAUCCUUUUAUUUUCUUAAGAGUCUUAGAUUCUCCCUGAGAAUUUUCCCUCCAGUUUUUUUUUUCCCCUUUGGCUCUGUUCUCUACAGUAUCUAAGUCACACUUUAGUAUUAGUUGGUUGUCUAGGGAGAUGUCUUAACUCUCUUAAUCCAUUAAGAUUCCCUUUAGUGAAAGGAUCCUUGUACCUCCUUAAGCACCUCCCUUUAGAGAAAUCAGGUAUUUCAGACCACCAGACUCUCUGGGUGGUGUUUGUUUGGGGGCUGAGGGAGAGAUGAAAAUAUAUGCUAUGUAAUUGAUUGUUUUCCUAAAUAGCUACUAACUGUGAAACUUACUUAGAAGGGUGAGGGUUUUUUUCCAUUUCUAUAGUCAGUUCUCCUGCACUGUGAUAGUGGUGUUCCUAAAGAACCUUAUAUUAAGGAAAUCUCACACACCUUUCCCGGUAAUCCACACAUGAACACAGCCAUUUCUUCUUCCACCGCACCUACCUGUGCCGACUUGUAGGUUGUACUCCGUCUGAACAGUCAUGCAACAUGGGACGAACGGUCCUUGAUUCCUCAAUAGCGUUCUAUCCGUAUUUUUAGACCUGGCCACCCCGCCCACCUAAUUCUUAUGGUCUCCAUGCCUCAAUGGGAACAUGAUGGUGGGUGAGUGCCAGCCACUAGCACUAGAAUCAAUUCCUCUAAUCAGGUUCAUUCAUUCUUUCAAUCAUUUAUUGAGGGCUUACUGUGUGCACAGCACUGUACUAAGCGCUUGGAAAGUACAAUUCAACAAUAAAGAGACAAUCCCUGCCCAAACUGGGCUUACGGAUUCUUGAUCCUGAGGUCUCAGGCUGGAGGGUAAUUUAUCAUUCCUGCAGGAGGCACCAUCAAUCAUCAUCCAAGUUGUGUAAUGAACUACUGCAGGAUAGGGGAACUGACAGUACUAUAAUCACCAUAGCAAUGACCAAGAUGACAUUUUCCAUUUCAACUCUCUAGGUUACCAACAGUUGUCUUAAAAUGUAAUGCUCUCUGUUGUCAUUUUGUGUGCGUUUCCAAUGUUGUACCACAUUCCCUUUUCCAAGCUUCAGAAUACUAUGUGGAAAGUUUAAUGGCUUAUUUUGAUCGGAGGACAAAGGGUCAGGGGGCAUAUCCCAGAAAUGGUAAGGUUUUUUCCUUGAUCUUUCCUGGGAGUGGAAGCUAAUCUUUUCUGGGAGUGAACUCUAUCUCUGAACCAGGUUUUGUGUUUCUGAAAGAGGAGUUUGUCCGCCUAAGGAAUUGACGGGAUUUGGUCUUGGGGGUUCAUGGUUUUUCAGGUAAGUUCUCGAGAUACCUCGACCGUCAUGAGAAAUGCAACUCUAUUAUCCAUUUGUCGAUUGCUUUCCACCAUUCUGCACUGAAGGGCAGAAGUGCUUAAGGAGUUAAUUUAUCAUUUUCUGCUUCCUCUUCUUAAGUUAGAUACUAUGGAACCGAACAGUUUCUUUUGGGUUUUGAGAGUCUAGCAAUUUCUGUUUUUUCCAUUUAGGGCUGAAUCUGUCAUCAGGCUCUAUAAUAAUUGGAGCAAGCUAUGGCCAUCUUGUAUUUCCACCCUUUCAGGGUGGUCAAAGUCCUUUCACCAAUUCUUUUGUUUUCUAAAACACUACAGCUCUAAUUCUGAACCACUAGCAACAUGGGAUUUGUGGGGUUUUUUCCCCCCACUGAAGCCAAUCCGAUCCUUUUUGAAAUGUUGGCACAAAAUGCUUCUGAAAUUCAUAUCUGCACUGUGUAAGCUUUCCCCAUGUGAAAAUUAAUGUGACAGCUUACAUCCUGGAGGUAACUUUAUUAACUCUGGUGUGUACUAUUUAUUGACUGAAAUCCCUCCAUCCUGGAAUGCUUCUGCUUUGAAAUUGGACUGACAUUUUAAUACGAUUGGCAUUCAAAGUAGCUUGCUAUUUUGUGGUGGAUGCGUUGAAUAAAACUGGAAAGUAAGUUAGGAAACAA